Oncorhynchus keta (chum salmon) is the source of this 6804-nucleotide messenger RNA. It is a transcript of the gene sorbs2b, whose product is annotated as sorbin and SH3 domain containing 2b. Gene Ontology annotation, cellular component: plasma membrane. Bases 676 to 5535 code for a protein of 1619 amino acids. The record is from RefSeq and is a predicted model, not a curated record. Gene Ontology annotation, molecular function: protein binding. NCBI's taxonomy places the organism in Eukaryota, Metazoa, Chordata, Actinopteri, Salmoniformes, Salmonidae. The transcript has 27 exons.
UGCCCUGAAAGGAAGUGGAUUUGCUCCAUUCAGAAGGACCUCGUGUUCAUGAUAGGCCAUGCAUGCCUUCCUUACAAAUUGAACUGUUGGUUGUUUCCAUGACUACGAAAACCAGCGCUGCACCAAUGACUGAUCUUGUGUUGGGCGACACAGCCAUUUUCGCUCUCGGGGGGAAAUAAUAUUGUACUGCGGUAUUAAAACAAGGAUUCUAUUCUUGAAAUACACACAGGCAUACAGGUUGGAUCGCAAUCAUUUAUUUGGUGUGUUGCACAGUUUCCGGACCGUGCACUUCAUUUACGGUUGGGGAAAACUGAUUAUCUUCUGUGAAGCAUUUGUGGAGCUGCGUAUUGUCUUGCGGAAGCUGGUCUGGGAUGCUGUCGGAAUAGAUAUCGAACUCAUCCCAUACUAGGCAACUGAUCCAACAGCAGUGUUUGCGCUCUAUGGACUGCCUGCCUGCCUGCCCGACUCCUCAAAAACAGAAACCAGGAUCACACUUGUCGGACCUUAACCCUGCAUGUCAAUGUGGUGAAAUCUGCUGUGCCGCCGCCCAGAAAACAGAUAUAGGGAGAGGAGCUACAUAAAACAUCACGGAUGUGUUUUCAUUCUAUCACGUAGUGUGUCUCGCUCUUCAUGUCUGGAUAGUGUAAAGCACUGCUGCGACGAGAGACCUUCAACAUGAAUACAGGUAAUGAGUCUCACCUGUCAGAUUCAGAUGUGUGGCAGUCAUACAGCGCCACGGAGAGCCUGAGGAACGGCGACGUCACCACUUCCUCCCUGGCCGCCAAAGGCUUCAGGAGCGUCAGGCCCAAUCUACAGGACAAGAGGUCUCCCACACCAGCCCCACCUCCUCCCAGUCAUAGCUCUCACCUGAGCCCUGUUGGCAGUUCCCCCUCAUCCUACUGCCCUCCUCUACCUGGCCCUGGUGAAUGUUCCUCUAGCUCACUGGUCCUUAGGCACCGGUCCCACUCCUCAGGAACCAUGUCCUCCUAUUCACACUGCCCAGAGAACACCUCUCUCAACCCCAACACCAGGUUAACUGUACCAAGCACCAGUAGCUCCUCCCAAUCUGUCUACAGUCAACCACAGGGAUCCGGCAUGGUCUCCCCAAGACUAACCCCGUUGCAAGUUACUGAGAGCUCUUACACCCCUGGUACAUACCCCCACCAUGAGCCUGUCCUUAAAGACAAGCCACCCCUCCCCCAGAGAGAGAGACACACCUCCUCGCUGUCUAUCCGCAUCACCCCACCCACUCCCCUGGUGGUCACAGUGCCCCUGCUCUGCCAGUACACCCUCCCCUCAGCAGAGCCCCCGUGGACAGGACCCCAGGACACAGGGAUGGCUCUCCUGCUCUUUCCCCCUGCAGGCCGACAAGUGGUCCCUCCGAGACCCCCACACAGAAAGACAUCUCCUGAACCGACACUGCCAGCCUACCAGCCCCCCCUAAACAGGCCCUUUCAUAUACGUCUCUCAUCUGACCCCUCAAAGUCCCCCAGCCACCCCCCACCAGUCCCGGUGGGUCCCCGGACCCACUCCCUGCCCCCCCAGGGCCCCUCCAACCCCGAGCCCAGCCAGAGCGGGGCCAGCUCGGUCCUCAGCUGCUCCUACAGUGAUUUGUCCAAUGCCGUUCUGGAGGAAGAGCUGCAGCACUUUGCCCUGCUGUGUGCCACCGACAGGAGUUCUCAAACGCCCUCGCCCACCCUCAGCCAGACGUCGGCCAUCACCGACGACACUGCGCUCACUGCCACUACCUACACCACCACCGUCGCUAAUAACUACAUGGCAGUGAAUGGGAAUGGCGGGAUCACGGGCAGCUCCUACAGUCACCUCCAGAGGCCCUUCUCCCCUAUGUCCUACCCCCCUCCUCCCUCACUCAGCCCCAGCCUUGGCCUCUUAACACAGGCCAGGAGUGCAGAGGUCCGCUCCCCAGGCUACCCCCGUAUGAGCCGCCCUCCCCCCGCCACCCCAGCAGAGGAGGAGUACCAGGAGGUACCAGGAGCCCCAAGGGGAGGCGAGGGGGGGAAAGCCCCUCACCACGCAGGCAUCGGCCCUGUGGAUGAGUCUGGCAUCCCCAUCGCCAUCAGAACGACCGUGGACAGGCCAAAGGACUGGUAUAAGUCCAUGUUCAAGCAGAUUCACGUGGUACACAAACCAGAAAAUGAAAAUAUGGACCCAUAUAAUACCACCCACACAGUAGUGAAUACCGAUAGACAUCAUCGCUCAGCCCCAGACUAUCGGCCAGCCAAGUCCUUGCAGACCCAUGCUCCGCCCCAGACCCACACGUACCGGCCAAUGACCAAGAGUGUGUCUGACAACAGCACGUGCAAUGUCUUCAGGAACACAAAUUCCUUAACCUCGCCCUCAACCAUGCCCCCCACACCCCCUCCCACACUCUCAUCGGCACAUGUUCGAGAAAGGGAGCGCGAGAGGGACAGAGGCACGGUAGACAAAAACCAAUAUGGACCCCCUGACAGAAAGGUGGACACCAGGAAAUAUCGUGCAGAACCUCGGAGCAUCUUCGACUAUGAACCUGGGAAAUCCUCAAUUUUGGAGCAGGAGAGACAGAAUACUAGUAACUCAAACCCUACUGAGGUAGAUUUAGAGGAUGAGCCUUGGUAUAAGUUCUUUGCUGAGCUGGAGUUUGGACGUCCGCCUCCUAAAAAACGUCUGGAUGAUAUAGUUGAGAGUUCCCUCCAACAGGCCUCUACAGACAGGAACACAGACAGGUCAUCAAGUGUCCACAGCUCAACCAGUGACUACAGGAAGAGGAGGAAGUCCGAGGUAGCAGCCCAGCAGCCCAGACCAGCCAGCACCCUGACCACAAGCCAGAGUACUUCCAGCAGCCUGUCAGGGCACAAUAGCACCACCAGCCACCACCCAGUCUCCUGGCCUGUAGAAUCUCCCCGUAGCAGCAGUUACAGCAGCGGCCUCAACUCCUCAGGACGGCCCUCUGAACCCCCACGUAGCAGUAGUUACAGCAGCGGCCUACGCAAGCCUGUGGCAAGCUCCUCCCCUGCCUCCCCCUCCAAAGCCAAAGGUGGGGAUAUUAGCAAUACCUACUCAGCCCAUUUCAGUUGUCCAGGUCCCUCUCCAGGUCCCAACCACAAUACCUCACAUAACUCAGUGUUUCCUUGUCUUAAUGAUGAGGCUUUUGACUGUGUUGAGCCCCCUGAGGGCUCUGAUGAGAGCCCUGAUGUGUGCCUGAAGAACGGCUGGCAGGCUCAUGUCCAGAGCCAGAAUGCCGAGGCCUGGAGCUCUGCUGAGGAAAAGCCAACCUCUCCCAAACUCAAGUCUUGGAGCUGUGACGACCUCCUGGCAGAAGAUAGAGGAUGUCCGGGAGGUUCUGUAGGUUCACAGGUUCGCUCCGAGAGUGUAGACUUCCUGUCACGUGAGCAGCAGGGCAAAGAUCUCAGCGUCUGUGACAGCCCCCUGAGAGAGCGAACCCAGCACCACUCGGCCCACGAUGCACCAGGCUUCCUCAAGCUGUACAAGAAGAUGCACCACAUCAACAGGCAGGAUCUGAUAGGCUCCCAAAGCUCCCAGGUCAUCUGCUCUGUGAAAGCCCGGAUCCUGGAGUACGAGAGCGAGCUGCACAAGGACCGGCUGGCCGGCUGGAGGGGCUACAGCGAAGAGGUGCCCCAGGACAUGGUGCACAACAGGAUCUCUGAGUUCGAGAGCCUCAUCCAGAAGUCUAAGUCCAUGCCCAACCUAGGGGGUGGGGGUGAGGGUGAGAUUAACCCAGGGGGCCCGUCCGGGAGGGGCAGCAGCCCCCAGCGAUGCUUCUCCAUCGAGUCCCUGCUAGACGAGGACCCCCCUGCCAGGAACCGCCCUGAGGGCCAGCCACACUACCCCAGGAUCAACACCCCCACUACCAACAACUGUGUGCCCAUACACAUCCAGAUCACUGGAGACCACCACCACGUCUACCCCCAGAGACCAGCUUCCCAGCAGGAAGUCUACUCAGACAGUGAUCACGACGCCAUCAGGUCCCAUCUCAGUGACUUCAUCCAGAUAGAGGGAUCUUCCUUCUGUAGUGAGAGUGACUACGACCGCUGCUCUCGGACGUCAUCUGAGAGCCCCUACGGCUCAGGCCACUAUCACCACCAACACCGUCAUCAUAACCUUAACCAUAACCAGCAGAAGCACCUGGUCAGCAACUGUAAGGGCCGAUGCCCUGCCUCCUACACACGCUUCAGCACCAUGCUCAAACACGAGAGGGCCAAGCAGCUGACAACCGAGGACCCAGAGUCAGCCCAGUCCAAGCUGGCCUUCCUUGUGAGUCCGGUACCGUUCAGGAGGAAGAGGGGCUCCCCUCCCCACAGCCACAGGCAGGCCGUCUCCACCCACAGCAGGCCCCCUCAUAAGAGCUCCAUGUACGAGGCUCUGGACGAAGCCCUGAGGGACAUCUAUGAACACAUCCGGGCUGAGAGGAGGAGGGGAAGCCUGCCCGACAACAGAAUCCUCCACAAGCUCCUGGACGAGCUGCUGCCAGACAUCCCAGAGAGGAGCUCCUCCCUCAGGGCACUGGGCAGACACAGCCCCAGCCCGGGACCCAGCCCCGUCCCUGGGCCCCAGAGCCUGGAGCAGGAGCAGCCAUACCCCUCUCAGCCUGACGGCAUGCCCAGCCCAACCUGCUACCAGCCUGAGUACAGCCGCCUCUCACACAGUGCUUCCUAUCACCUCACAGACCCCAACAACAACAGCCAUGUCUGUGAAGACGACUACUACCAAGACCAGGACCCCACCAGGGGCCACUGUUACGCUGAUGGGGGCUGCCACACCCCCCAGAUCAGGAUACCAACCCCUGAAGUCAGAGAGCCAGCCAGAGCUGUAUACGACUUCAAGGCACAGACAGGGAAGGAGCUGACAUUCAGGAAGGGGGAGACGGUGUACAUCAUCAGGCAGAUUGACAACAAUUGGUAUGAAGGAGAGCACCGUGGACUGCUGGGGAUCUUCCCCAUCUCCUAUGUGGAGAAAAUCCCUGUCUCUAAGAAGCAGCAGCCAGCCAGACCUCCCCCGCCAGCCCAGGUCAGAGAGAUUGGUGAAGCAGUGGCUCGCUACAACUUUAAUGCUGACACCAACGUGGAGCUCUCACUGAGAAAGGGUGAGAGGGUGAUUCUGCUGAGCCAGGUAGACCAGAACUGGUAUGAAGGGAAGAUCCCAGGGAGCAACAAGCAGGGCAUCUUCCCCGUGACCUACGUAGAUGUAGUGGUCAAGAAGUCCCCCACUGCCAAGAACCCCGCCCACCACUACCUAGAACCCUCUUCUUUACCCCAGAGCCUAUCCGCUGACAGGAUUCACCCUGUGGGUUCGGCCAAGCCCCAACGGCCAUUGUUUACCCAAGAUGCCCUGAAUUGUGGUGGAGAGGCGUUCCAGGUCCUGUAUAACUAUGCUCCACGUAAUGAGGAUGAGUUGGAGCUCAAGGAAGGGGACAUUGUUGAUGUGAUGGAGAGGUGUGACGACGGCUGGUUUGUAGGCACAUCCAGAAGAAGCACGUUUUUUGGAACCUUUCCUGGAAACUACGUGAAGCGGCUAUAACCUUGUUCUCAUGAUGUCCAGCAAAACUGCAGUGGUUGUAUAACUCAGUGGGUGAAUAACCAAUAUAUUCAGACUGGACAAAAACAUUACAUUCAUCUAUGACUAGUUAUUUUCAUUUAAAAAAAACUUUUCCAGGAGUGACAGUGCAUUUACUAAUUUGAUGAAUAGGAGAAGAUAUGAACCCAGUGGCCUUGAAGGAAUAUAUUUCAUGUUUGAUUUAAGGGUAUUCUACUCUACUAACUGUGAGGAUGUCUCAGUGCAUACAGUGGAUGCAACAAAUAAGGUUGAAAGCAGAUUUGGUCAUAAACAAAUAUGAGUUAUUUGUGCGUAAUGAGAGUUAUUUACAGUGAAGGGAUGCCUUAUAGACUAAUGGGUUUCACAAUAAUGAAGUAACCAAGUGCCCUAUUUACCAUGUAUUUAUUUAUACAUAAAUAUAUAUUUUUCUUGUUCUGGAAGUACUCUAUAAUUGAUUAUGCUAAUUGACAUUAGGAGAGUGUGUUAUUAACCUUUUUGGAGAGGGGUUGUCCUCUUGCUUCAUCCAGUUAAAGUGCAGGGGACCUGAACUUGGAUCUGUACAGGCAGGCAGAAAGAGAUGACAGUGUUGUUGUGUUAGUUUUAUACAGGCAAUUAGGGUUCCUCCUCAAUGCAUCCGUUAGCACAUGGCUUUGGACAGACACAUAGUUCAUGUAUUCAGGCAGUUACCUCUGACUGGAGCUAAUGUCUUGUCCGGUUUUGUUUUUCUCUCCUGACAUUCCUAUAAGUAUUCAUAAAAAGAAAGAGAAGACUUUUAUGUAAUUGGACAAUAUAUAUUUUUUAAAAGCAAUGUCUUCUUUUUACAACUUGGGUAGAGUGAUCUGUUAAUUUAAGAUUGUUCUUUAAUAUAUGAUCAUUUUACAAUGUUCUCCUUAUUGCGAACUGUCAAAUUAUUUGAAAUGAUUUAAAUAUCUUAGGGACAACUCACCUGCCACAAAUCCUGUAUAAAAGUGUAAAACAUAUUUGAUGUCAUUGAAUUUACUGUCUGUAUGCAUUCAGCUCCAAAUCAGUGUUUGAUUUAUGCAAUAACCAUUCUCCCAAAUACCUGCCUUUCUGUUCUAGAACACAGAGCAACAAAAUGACAGAAGGAUUGGAAGUGAUGAUGUUGUUGAUGAUGACAUGUAAUAAAGUCAUCAUGUAACUUUGUGUUCACUACUGCCUAAACACACCAUACCGUAUAGUAUGUCCUGUACAGUGUAUGUCCCUGUGAUUAAAAAACAUCCACUGCCUCCAUCA